CGCUGUCCUAGCCCGUGGCAGGUACCUGUUGAGGAUCUUGGUGACGAUGAGCUGGACCCAAGUGAGUUCUGCUUUGGAUCUAUCACACAACCUGAAUGGCCUUGUGAGGCAUGACCCUGGAAAUGCUUAUGCAGCAGCACCAGAGCUCACAGCCCACCCUUGCCAGAGCCCAGCGUGUGAAAGAGAAAUGGAAUUGUGGCUGUUAAGCAGAGCAUUUCCUCAUCUGGACCUGCUCCUGAUUCUGGUUGUAUGGAGAGGUGAGCUCCUGUAGCCCAAAGGGUGGCUGAUGGCUGUACUCUGGGACCUACCUUGUUUAUAUACUGACUUGGCCUCCUGCCUGUGCUCCAGCAUUGCGUGUGGGUAGUACCAAUGGAAACUCCUGAACGUGAAGCACGUGAAAGACCAGUAGCACAAUAGCACCUAUACGUGAAACAUCCUGCACCCAGGAACCCACUUUGAGCUUUGUCCUCCUACAGUUUUCUCUGAAAAAUAAAAACGAGACUCUCAGAAGACCUACCUCUAAAAAUUGUCAUCCUGGUUGCUACAUUCCAGCCUGGUACCAAGGUUCGUAGCUGAUUGAACUUCCUCUUCCUUGAACACUGCUUUUGGUGUCCAGUAUCUCAGAGCUUCCCAAGAUGAAGGUUGCCUUCUGCGAGUGUGGUACAUCUCUCUGCUGCAGAAUGCUCUGUUGAAGCUGGGACAACACCAUUCCAGAGGCUGAAUUCUCAUUUCUAGUGGGCAGCUUGUUCAGAUUCUUCACUUGUAGGGACAUGCGUGUUGGCUAGAAACAAGGUAUCACCUGCAGGGCUGAGAAUGACAGUUUCCAAUGGAUCAAUUUCCAAACUUGGAGGUACACCCUCUGGACAACAGUGCAGGGAAGAAUCUUCCCAGAAGUUCAUCGUCUCCUAACCAGCUAUUGACUUGUUUAUGUUGCUUUACACAGGAGCAUGCCGAGUUCAUAGUCCAAAUCAGACAGUAAUUUUAUAUCAAACUGUGUUCCAGGUGCCGCCGUUCUUAUCUGGAUUUGUUUUUCCAAAGCACUACUAAACCAGAAAGAUAUUCAGAUGUCUGCAAUGAUGAGAUCAAAUUUUAGCUUCAUUAAUUCCCAUGAAACCUAGCAGAAGUUGUACAUGUGUGACCAAGCACUGAGAGAGAAUUCAGCCCUUCAGAGGUUAGAGAGAUCAUGGUUUCAUCUAGUGCCAUUGAAAUGCCACCGCCUCUGCUUUGGAGCUGACACAUAACUGCCAUCCACAGUACACAGCGCUCCUUGUGCUCUAGGACUCCGCUCAGAAGGGUUAGGGAUUUGGUUGUCUGAAUGAGAAGAAAAACGGUUGAGUAUGAUCAGAAAUGUGAUCUAUAAGAGCAAACACUCACGAUGAGAAUGCUGUGAAACACGUUGGCCAAAAUUCAUCAUUUUAUACCAUCAGGAAACUUGGCCCGAUAAAUUACAGUCAUGUAAAAUAUGGAAAAUAAGAUACCAAGCUGUGUCUACAAAAGCGUAGCCUGGCACACAGGUGUUUACAUUGGCAAUUUGGUGGAAUAACAGAAAAUCAGUCAUCUUGCUGAAGAAUCUUAGGUCUUUUGCAAGACAUCUUUUUCUUAUGUGCUAUGUGUUCCUGAUCUGCGCUGAGCCAUCUCCACAAAGUAAGUUUCAUCUCUUCUGAAUAAAUGAAGAAAGUGACUAUGAAAGCACAGCAUCUACCUUCUGUUUCCAUCAAUGAGGAGAAGUCUAUAACCAGAGAGCAGCUCAGUUCUCUACUCAAGACAUAUAACUCUUACUAUUCUGAUCAAGAAAACCUGCAGCUGUCAUAUAAUCAGCCAGAAGGCAGCAAACCAUUUAUUGAAGGAAUUUUGUCAAUAUUUUGGGGAGUCCGACAUCCUAUCCAAUUAAAAAUUCAGGAUGAGAAACAGAUACCCUCUUUUGUUACCCUUAAGUCCACAGAGAAUGUGGAUCUUUUCACCAGUAAAAGAGGAAUGACACGCUGGGGCGAAUUUGAUAAUCUGCAUCGUAUUAGUGGGGAGACAUUGAAAUCUGCAGAAGAGAAGUUGAACCUGGAAAAAAGUUAUUCAUGUUAUGAAAGCAGCACUCUGAAGUCCAAGAGCGAGCAGGAACGUGACUCUGCUACCUUGCCCAGAGCCCUAAGCGAUGCUGCGGUGGUGAGGAAGAGGACCAAGUUCCCCAUGAUAGCAAGAACAGAAGUGGAAACUCACAGGUUUUCUAUUAAUGGCCAUUUCUACAACUACGAGACAUCAGUUUUUACCCCAGCUUUUGGAUCAGAAACCAAAAUAAGAAUCAACAGCCGUAUGAGAACAAGAGAAGUAAUAGAGCAAUUGCUUCGGAAGUUUAAGAUAGAAAACAGUCCACAUGAAUUUGCACUUUAUAUUAUCCAUGCAUCAGGAGAAAAGAAGCAGCUGAGGAGUGGGGACAUUCCCUUACUGCACAGACUCUUACAGGGGCCUUCAGAGAAGAUUGCCCAGUUUUUUCUCAUGGACAGGGAUGCAGAGGAGGUCAGCAGUGAUGUUGCUCAAUACAUUCAGUUUCAUCUUCCUUUUUUGGAAGCAAUUCUGCAUAGACUGAAUGAAGAAGAAGAACAGGAGAUUCAGCAGACAAUUGCAAAAUACCUUAAAGAGAAGAGUAUGAUAUGCCAGCACCUUCGCAGUCGAACUGUUAAAAAAACAGAGACUGCUGUUUGAUAUGAAUGGCCUUUUGUGAAUACUACCCACAAGCUGUGCCAAAAAACAGUCAGUAUGUUGUCUUGAUCUUGGAAAUAUUAAGAACAUGCCAUAACUGAAGAACACUUACACCACAAGGGCAUUUAAAUUCCUAAAGUUUGUUUGAUGAUUAUGCAACUGAGACUGAACCUGCUUCAUUACAGCUCUGGAAUACAAGUUGAGAACCACCUUAGUAGAUGCAUGAAACCCUCCAAAUGACAAAUGCUGACUCUAACUCUGACCUGCAGAAGGGGGAAAAAAAUCCUGCGAAAAGCACAAGGCUUUGAAAUCAACUUAUUUCCAUGCCUUUACCAAAAGUGUUGCAUAAAAGAAAAAUGUUGUAAUAACCAAUGUGUUAAGCAACCAAAAAAAAAAAAAGGAAGUACAUGCAUUUUCUUCUAUUAGAGAAAUGCUGAUUUCUAUUAGAAGGAAGCUAUUUAGUAGAUUUAAGUGACAAAGGAUAUUUAGGUAUCUAAGACUGCAUUUAGGCUUUUCAGUUAACUUGAAAAAACACCUACACAAGCAAGGUGCCUGAAAUACCACUCGUUUUAGAUUGAUCAUUACCUAACUCACUUAAGGUUUGAGCUACCACUUGCAUAACAGACACGGAAAAUCUUCUGCUUUAUAGCUACUAAACUCUUCAACGUAACAGUGAAUUUCUUUCUCAAAUGCCUAUGCCUCUGGAACUGUGAAGUAGGAGCUCUUGUGAAGUUUUGUUGCAUCUGCUUGAUCAGCUUCUGGAUGACACCUCAGCAGGUGUUUUUUUUUGUUGUUGAAACGAAGUGAUUACUUGUGCCUCUUCAUGUUUUAUGUUUGAAGACUAAAGUGAAAAGUGUUCAGUGAGAAAGGUUGAGAAGGGUUGUAAUUUUAGUCAUGGCCAUUGUGGGGGUGUGAAAGGUUGGGCUGGCAUCCUUCCCCUGUGAUCCCGGAGAUGCAGUUUUUGGACAGUGUGUGUGGCCCCAGCACAGUGCACAGUAGUCAAUUAUUAGGUCCUGUCCAGUCAAGUCCUGCUGAGUAGUAAAGCUGAAGUUGGCAGAGAUGUAAAUAAAAUUGAAGUCAUGCACAAACUGCCCUCCUGUAUUGGUUAGCUUUUAUGUGGUACCUGUGUUCCUCCUCAGCUCUCACUUGCUUAUGCAGAAGACAAAGAAUAAAUACUUUGUGAGGGAGGGAAUCGCAGCGCGCAGAAAGUGUUGCUUAGAAAUCAUGUGGAAUAAAUGAGAUAAGAUCAAAACUAUUCUCCCCUUGAGGUGGUGUUAUGUGGAUGGCAAGUCAAAAAUGAAAAGCAGAUGUGCUAAUUGAAACUAUUGUGCUUAGGGCAAGUAGUUUAUAUUAAUGUACAGUCUGUUAUAACCCUAUCCAUGAAGAUUUAUGACAGAGGAGGACAGAGGGUUAAGAUACAUGCUACUAAGAAGCAGUGGCCUUAGAGGUGUGAAUGUCAGUUCCUUGAAGUAACAAAAGCAUGCAUGGAAGUGUCACUGGAAUUUCCCAAGGGAACCAUUCAAAUAUUUAUUUGCCAAGUUUUUGGAGAUAUGAAGCUCUGUGCAAGACAUCAGCGAUUAUACUUACAGGGUAAGGUCAAAUUUUAAGGAAGUCUCAAGUAGUCUACAGUUCAGUUACUGCUGUUGCGCACAACAAAGCCUAAGUUUGCAGUUUUAGCAGUCAUACGUUGAGCUUUUGGUUCAUCUGAAGCCAGAUACAUCUUGGGCACUAGCUGGCUGUUCUCAGGCACUAUGUAACUGCUCAAGUCAGUAUAGGAAAAGGUUCGUUUACUUGAAUUUCUGUCUUGGAUCUAUCUAAAUGGCUAUACUGAACAAAUGACAACUCAGCUGGAAAGCAAUAUUCAGAUAGCUGAAGUUCAUGAGCAGGGAGAAAAGAUAUUCUGCACUUGUUAGAGACUUAUAGCUGCUACAGAGCUCUCUGCCUGUGCUGCUGUGCUUGCUCAUCGUUUGAACCAGAGCAAAACUGCUCUUUUCAUUCAGUGGGCGCCUGUGGAGAGGCUGAAUUUCACCACAAGUAUAUUAAGCAGUCUGUGAUCCCAUCAAGCUAGUGAAGGAUGGGGCAAAAAAUGAAAUAUGGGAAUGAGCUUUUAUUCUUGUUUCUUGAAUAACUUGUUUUCAUAUUUUUUAAAAAAGUUCUUUUUUCUGGUAUAUAAUUGGAAUGGAAGUAUUAAGUCACUUAUGCGGACUGGUCUAUAUCUGCUACUGCUUCCAUUUAGUAAAUACUUAUGUCGUUGUAUGAAGGUAUAUUAUGAGAAUAUUGGAGCAAGAAACUUUCCUAAUUCAUUGCCCUGAAUUAUAAAUAUUCAAUGCACAGACCAGGUGGGAAAGAGGGGAAAUGUGUUCAACUAGGUUCUCCAAUUCUUUGUAUAUGUACACAGUUUCUAAAUUGAGCUUUUUUGCGAUCAUCUAACUUCAAAUACUUGAAUCCCCUGAAGUUCAUUUGUCUGGCUGAAUUGGGACUAAGUCAAAGAUAGUGGCAAAAGAACUGCGGAGCCUGGCACAGCUUAUCUGUAGCACGUGCUGGGUUUUAAGCGCUCGUGAAAUAAAGCUACCAUGUCACUGUGGUGACAGUUCUUCAUAGAUACUGCAGUCAUUUAAAUUAUGUGAUGAAUAUAGACAAGAACAAGGGAAGAAUUUAUUCCAAGCCAUUAUUGGAUAUGGAAAGUAACACAGUAAUGAAACAUGAAAGUGAAUACAAAAGUAGAGGUUUCUUUUGAAUUCAGGGCCUAAGACAUUAACAAUUUAAGGAAAGCAAACAAAUACAGUACAGGAUUUAUCUUAAUUUUCUACUAUCAUGUUACACAGUGAGAAAAGUCUUAAGUCACCACUGGAAUUCAAAGAAAGGAAAAACCCAAGCCACCUCCACGUAUUCCAGAGGACUGAUUUUUUUUUUUUCUUUUUUUAAUCAGAAC
This is a messenger RNA of Struthio camelus australis, 5623 nucleotides long. Lineage: Eukaryota; Metazoa; Chordata; Aves; Struthioniformes; Struthionidae. The record is from RefSeq and is a predicted model, not a curated record.